UCCACUGUCAACAAUGACAGGUGCAAAAUGCACGUUUUAUAUAAGUACGAAGAAAACCGUUUUAUAAAUAAAACAUAAAACAAAGUGUAUACAAAUAAGUGAAAAUACUUUUAUUAAGCUGAAAAGAAGCAGUAGCUAAAAUGUCGAUGCUAGCAGAAAGGAAAACAAAGCAAAAGUGGUCCCUCAAUCCUAGAGGCAACGAUUGGGUCCAAGAUUCCAACAAAUUUGGUCAGAAAAUGUUGGAAAAGAUGGGGUGGCAACACGGCAAGGGCCUGGGGGCAAAGGAAGAUGGCAUUACAGAGCAUGUAAAGGUGUCGUACAAGAACGACAGCAAGGGUAUGGGCUAUAAAGAAUCCAACGAUCAGUGGACAGAACACGAAUCCAACUUCAGUGCUCUACUGGAGUCUCUUUCAGGAGAAAAACCCGAUGAAGUCAAGCUGAAUUCCUUAGAGAAGAAGUCGCAGAACUCUAGGGCAAGGGUGCACUAUCACAAGUUUACUAGGGGUAAGGAUUUGAGCAGGUAUUCCGAGAAGGAUCUGGCUAAUAUCUUUGGGAAGAAGUCUUUGAAGGAAUCGUCGAAAAUAGAAGAGACGCAGGGAAAACCGAACGGUAGUGAAGAAAAGAAUGCAGAUAAUAAGUUUUUGUUCAAUGCUGGUUCUAUGCGUGACUACUUCAAAAAGAAGCUGCUGGGUUUUGGAAAAUCUAACGGCUACGUCGUGGGACAGAAUGGGGUGCUGAGAAAGGAGGAAUCUGAUUCGGAAAGUAACCCCAGUCCUAGUUUUGGUUUUAAUUCGGGUGAGAAAGACGAUGGAGAAGUUUCUUACGCAGGUUUUGGAUUUAAAAGCGAAUUUAUAUCUGAUACAAAUGGCGAUACUGAGUCGAAGAUAACAAACAACAAAUCUACUUUUGUUUCCUAUGUAAAUGGAAAUUAUGACGAAGAAAGCAAUGAGAAAAAGAGUAAGAAGAAACGGAAAGCUGAGGAAAAGAACGUCGAUAAUGUGUUUUCUCCGAAGAAGAAAUCACGGAAAAAUAAGGAAGAUCCUUCUAAACAUUCGGUGAAAGAAGGAUGCAAAGAAGAAGGAAUUGCAAAUCCAGCUUUUAAUCCUUUACAGACACCAGUGAAGAUAGAGAAACAUGUCCUGGAUACCAUCGAAGAAAGUAUCUCUGAAGAUAUAUCGGACCCCGAAGAUAGUGUUUUAAAAUAUGGCAUGACAACAGUUCAAGUCCAUGCAAGUACACAAGAAAAAAAGGAGUAUUUAUCGGAAAGCAGUUGUAGCAACUUAGAAGCAGGGGAAUCAACAAUCGAAGUAAAGAAAAAAUCAAAAUCAAAGGGGCUCGAAAAUGGAGUGGUAAAUAGUGUUUUUAUUGAAAAUGAUACUGUCGAUUUAACAGCAGUGAACGUUGGCAAAGAAAAUGAAGUUGAAAUCUCGCCUUUCGAGGUAAAACGAAAAGAAAGUAAAAAGAACAAGCAGGUAAAAUCAAAGAAAAAAGAAAAUAGAACAGUUCAAAAUAAUAAUAAUAAUAUUGAUCUUAGAAUAGAGGAGCCUAAAAAAAUUACAGCAACAUACGAAAAUCCAAAUUUCGAAGAAGCCGUAGAAGACCUUUCACACAAUUUACAAAUUAAAGAAAACCCAUACGAGUUGAAACCUAAAAAAUCAAAGAAAAAGAAACAAGAAAAUCCCAGCAUCGACCUCACAACUGACAAUUCUGGGGUUUCAUCUAUAACUGAAGUUCCGUUAAAACAAAAAUCAAAGAAAAAAGAAAAUAGAACAGUUGAAAAUAAUAAUAAUAAUAUUGAUCUUACAAUAGAGGAGCCUAAAGAAACUACAGCAACAUACGAAAAUCUAAAUUUCGAAGAACCCGUAGAAGACCUUUCACACAAUUUACAAAUUAAAGAAAAUCCGUACGAGGUGAAACCUAAAAAAUCCAAGAAAAAGAAACAAGAAAAUCCCAGCAUCGACCUCACAACUGAUGAUUCUGGGACUUCAUCUAUAACAGAAAUUCCGUCAAAACAAAAAUCAAAGAAAAAGGACAAAACUUUUGCUUUGGAAAAUCCUAAUUUCGACGACAGCUUAGAAAAUACAAUAGAUUUAACUGAAGCCGAAGAAAACCCUUACGAAGUUAAAGUUAAAAGGAAGAAAACCAAAGGGGGUAUUGAUAAUGUUAAUUUUAUUGAAAUGACCGAAGGGAAUGCAAGCUUUCCUCAAAACGAAGAAAAUCCUUUCGAAGUUGCAAGAAACAAAAGGAAAAAGAAGAAAAAUGAAAAUUAUGCUAUCGAGAAUCCUAACUUUAACGAAUCGUUAGAAGAAACAGAGUGUGCCGUGGUCAAAGAAAAUCCCUACGAAAUAAAACCAAAAAAGAAGAAAAAGAAGAAAGACUAUAUCUCAGCAAUAGACAAUCCAAAUUUUAACGCAAACAACUCUAUAGAAACUAGUACUGAAAAAAUUCCUUUUGAAGUACAAAGAAAGCAGAAAAAAGUCAAAGGAAACAAAGAAAACGUCAAGAGUAUACUGCCAGACGUAUUAUCCUCGGACAUAAAAGAAAACAUAUCGUUGGAUAUCGAAGAAAACGACCUGAUGUUGAAUGUAGUCUCUACACCCAUCAUUGCGAGAACGCCACAGGCGAACGGCGAAAAUAGUCACAGCGUAAUGAAGAUAAAUAGCGUGAAACGGAGGAAAAGCGUACGCUUCAGCGAUGUAACGCAAGAGAGGAUCAUUCCGAACAACGAGGACCUUCGAAAUCUCAGCGACACAGAAAACAGGAACGAGCUGUUCAAAAUCAACACUCAAGUAAUAAACAACAGCCUAGAGGAACAGAACAUCAGUUUCGACAUGUCCGCUUUGGAUAAGUUCAGUUACGACAGUAAGAAAAAGAAGCUAGGAAUCGACAAUACUGCUUUCGAUAAACAUAAGACUAACCUGGAGGAAAACUUGGAUUCUAUCUCGAAAACUAUAGACAGAUACCAGGCGGAGAUAGAGAACGAUAUUAACGAGAAGAAGUUGGAAACGAUCACCAUGGAGGACGUUAUGGUAGGUGAGGUAGGAAACCCGCACGGAGAACACGAAAGGUUACCCGAAGGCACCAAGCUUAAGUUCAAAUAUGCUAAUUUCAUAUCACGCACCCCUUUUUAUCACUUGGAUAAGACUGGAGCGAAGAAGUCUUACAAACACCUGAUCAAAGGCGAUAUUGUGGUUGGAUUUAAAAACACGAAUUUGCACGAAAUUCAGGGUUAUGCGGCCAAGAGCACCAGCACAAAUGCUUAGUUUGUUUCAUUCUCACAGGAUGUUUUAUUUAUUAUUCGAUACAUAGAUGUAAAUAUGUAUUUUUGAAAAUCUAAUAAACGGUUUUUAUGAGGAG
This is a messenger RNA of Anoplophora glabripennis (Asian longhorned beetle), 3357 nucleotides long. Its product is annotated as dual specificity protein kinase splB. Gene Ontology annotation, molecular function: nucleic acid binding; telomerase inhibitor activity. Gene Ontology annotation, biological process: regulation of ribosome biogenesis. Lineage: Eukaryota; Metazoa; Arthropoda; Insecta; Coleoptera; Cerambycidae. The coding region runs from base 141 to 3263 and encodes 1040 amino acids. The transcript has 2 exons. Gene Ontology annotation, cellular component: nucleolus. The record is from RefSeq and is a predicted model, not a curated record.